Molecule: messenger RNA, 4042 nt
Organism: Scomber japonicus (chub mackerel)
Lineage: Eukaryota; Metazoa; Chordata; Actinopteri; Scombriformes; Scombridae
Gene: ube2j1
Product: ubiquitin-conjugating enzyme E2, J1
Exons: 8
Coding region: 280-1260 (326 amino acids)
Source: RefSeq, a predicted model, not a curated record
AAUAAACAGUUUGAAAACCUGACAACUUUAGAAACAGGCCGUCUAUAGUUCCUUCACACCUGGCUGCAACACACCUUCUACCGGAGCUUCACACCGGCCAAAGCGGACGACUCACGGCUGCCGCUGCCCUGCUCUUAUUAGAGAAACCAACCAAGCUAGCUGGAGGUGCUGAGUUAAGCUAACGAGAAAUUGGUAGCCAGGAGCUAAGUUUGCUAGCGAGUUAGCAACAGAAAGUCAGCAGCACUUCAUUAUUAAAAAGAGUGCUCGACGGCUCUCAGCAUGGAGAAUAAAUACAACCUCAAGAGUCCAGCUGUGAAGAGGCUGAUGAAAGAAGCUGCUGAGCUCAGGGACCCCACAGAGCACUACCAUGCCCAGCCACUGGAAGAUAACCUCUUUGAAUGGCACUUCUCUGUACGCGGGCCCCCGGAUUCAGAUUUCGACGGCGGGGUUUAUCACGGCAGGAUCGUACUCCCCCCAGAGUACCCCAUGAAGCCCCCCAGCAUCAUCCUCCUCACACCAAAUGGAAGAUUCGAAGUUGGGAAGAAGAUUUGUCUGAGCAUCUCUGGCCACCAUCCAGAGACCUGGCAGCCCUCGUGGAGCAUCCGAACCGCUCUAAUAGCUAUAAUCGGAUUCAUGCCAACAAAAGGAGAGGGAGCAAUAGGAUCUCUUGAUUAUACACCAGAGGAGAGGAGGGCCCUUGCCAAAAAGUCCCAGGACUUCUGCUGUGAGUCGUGCGGCUGCUCCAUGCGCUCGGCCCUCCUGGCUCUCACCCCAAACAGCAACCCCAGCCCGGAGGACCACCAGGCCAAAGAACUGGCCCAGCAAAUCAGCUUCAAGGCAGAGUCCAGUUUAUCCAGACAGCCGAGCGAGAGCGGAGGUGCAGAGAGCGAGCCUUCCACACUCACCCAGGGAGACUCCUCCACAUCUGCAGGACAGGAAGCUGAUGUGGAGCCCCAGGCUGAACUGGCAGAGGCGUCUCCAGCCCCCAGUGAAGAGGAGCCCCAGCCCCCCGCGGCCCCCAGCGUAGGUCGUCCUCUCAGCCCCCGGCAGCGUCGUGCCCAGCAGCACAACCAGCAGGGCCAGAGAGACGGCAGAGAAGCAGCCAGCCGGUUGGCCUUCAUCGCUCCUCCUCACCAGCCUCAGGACGACAGCCACGCAGGCUCAGCCGUGCUCAUCGUGGUGCUCACUCUGGCCCUGGCCGCGCUCAUCUUCCGCAGGAUCUACCUGGCUAACGAGUACAAGUUCGACUACGAGCUGUGACCGCACUCGGCUGCCCCCCCCCUCCCCUCUCCCUCCUUCCUCAAACCCAGAGUCAGCACCUCCUUCUAUACAGGCCCAACAGAACUAUAAUCAGCUGCAGUGGAGCCAGAGCCAGGGCCAGAGCCGAGGCGGUGGCUGACACUGACAUUGUGCCCUCCCUGCUCAUUAGCACAGGGUUCAGUCUCCACUGAGGGGAACUCUGCUUCCUGCAGAGGAGGCGCUGCUCUCACCACAACACCUCCAGGGUGUCUUUUAAUCAAUGUGAAUUUUACUCUCCAGAGUCUCAUGCAUUUUUAAGAACGGAAAGCUUUGUUAUGUUUGUGAUCAGUUCAGCAGCAGCCACACACACACACACACACACACACACACACACACACAUACAUCCCCUUUCAUGUAAUUGUUGUCUAUCCUAGGGCUGCCACUUGUUCCGGUUAUUUAAUUAAAACUAUAAUAUAAUGUGUCAACAACAUGGAAUUAAGGGGGAUUUUGUCUCAAAGUAAGGAUUUCAUCAUGGAACAUGUGCACACUGUGUAUGAGCAGGCUGAGUGUCACACUGACGACUUCUUCAUGUGCUUUAACUUCCUGAUAGAUCAGCUCACGCACAACACGGGGCUCUGUUUUAAAGGCACAAGUGCAACAACCAGUCCACAGUGGUGGAUGAGAGUCUGUAGCAGUGCUGAACCAAUCACAGAGAAGCAUGACAGCUGCUCAACAAAUGGAGAGACGUCUUGAUGUGAGCAGAAGCGCUUUGAGUUCGUAACAGUUAAUUAAUAGGAUGAUGUGAUCGCAUUAAUCCGACACUCUCAACUGAUCAUUUUCCAUUGUGAAUGAUCACAGUAGCGUCUGCAGCGUAACACCACUUUGUUAAAAAUAGGUGGAAAGGAGGCGGUGAUGCACGGGAAUAAUGAGGCACAGUAAAGUAAGCAAGCAGUCUGAUGUGUGGUUAGUGUUUGACUGUGAUGUAAUCACAGUGGGAGGUUGUGUGUAAAGGCACUGCACUGUGGCAGAGGCUGUACAUUAGAAUGACCUGAAGGAGGUUUUCAUACAGCAUUAUGCAACUGUGGACACACACUGUAAGAAACAGACUUUUUUUAAUGCUCCUUUACAUCCAGCUACUGGUUGGAGAUUGUUUUAAAACAUUUUUAAGACGCAUAAAAUAUAAUCCAUUCCAAUAGGGUCAUACAAAAGUCUCCUCUUCCUUCUCCCUCAUUAAAAAUCCACAACAUGCAAAUUUUAACAGCUGAUCACAACACAUGCCUUCUACUUCACUGUAAUGUCUAUUCUCAGUGUUUGUGCACUCCAGGCCUUUCCACAUCACGGCCGUGUAGGUUACAUGCAGGACCAUGAUUGGCUCUGAAAUUGUGACAUCACAAAAUCCCGCUGGUGUGUCCGGGUGUUAAACUGAGAUUUCCUCCUUCAGCAGGUGAAAGGAAGUGAAGAGGCUUUAAUUCAAAUCGUUUGCUUUUUACAUGAUGAGCUUUAUUUUAAUUGUUGCACAGUAUUUAGUUUGCUGUUGUGUUGCUGUUGCUUAGAGUCUCCACAGUAGCAGCAGAGUGCUGCACAAACAGACCUGGAGUCAGUGGCAGCAGCUCCUGUGUCUAUAAACUACAACAUUCAGACCUGUUUCACCACAUAAACCACUGUAAUCCUUAUAUAGACAUAUACUGAAUGUUCACACCCACUCACUGUUGUGUAUCUCACUCUACCAACUCACAACAGUUCAAUCUGACCUGCGGAGAGUGAAGCUUAUUGGUGGUCACAUCUGUCCUGACACUUGACUGAAUUGCUCUUUAAUAAGAAGAAUUGAAUUACAAAAUAACACAAUACAUCUCAAAUUGGGAAUGUUUUUAAGACUAAAUGUUUAAAUGAGGUUGCUUGGGUGGCGUAAUUGAAUAUUUCUUUUUUUGCUAUAAACACAAAACAUUUUCCAUGCAUGUAGUAUGUAUCAAUAAAACAUUUACAGGUAUUAUUGGUUAAUUUUAACAAGUUAUGUUACAGCUUUUGGUGAUACAGUGAUUUCCUUUUACAUAGUUUAUUGCUUUUUUUAUUCCAGCUGUUUCCAGUACACUAGCUAAGACAUUCCUUAAGUUUUAAUGGUGUAGCCUGGUUGAAUAAAUCACUAGAUUGAAACUCAACUAGUAGUUACUAAAAAGUUGGGAAGGAUUCAGUGUGUGAGGUCAAUUUUAAAGUCAGAAAAACAGCAAAGUUUGAGGGCGCUGGUUGUUGCACCGCCAUGAAAACAGAGCCAGUAGUGUAAAAAAAAAAAAAAAAAUUCUGCAAUUCUGUGACGGUAAUGAGCUGACUGAUUCAGGAUCAGCUAAAUACAGCAUGCUUACCCAAGUACAACAUGUGGGCGUUGUUCUUUGAACUGCUAUCACCACGGCAACGUUUACCAGCGAGAUAAUUUAAGGGAUUAUUUGCACAAGUUAAACAGGAAUGUGGUUUUCAUGAAAGCAAAGCGCUUACGAUGACUUGGCAGCAUACACGUAGCUCUGAGGUAGUUUGUAGCAUUCUACCUGCUGAGGGGAACAAAUCUGUCUCGGUAGUUUUAUUUUGUGGUUUUUUGAGCAACGUACUCGUACCUGCAUGUGUCCAGGUGUUACUUGAAGGCAGCAGAGAUCUUCUGGGAGUAUCCGCGUUCUCAGAAUCUCUUCAUAUCUGCCUCUUCACUUAUUGUGCCCAGGGCUGGUAUACUGAGUUAUAAACAGCAAAUAAAUCACUGAAUGAAAGAAUGUGUUUGUCAUGUGUCAGCUUGAAUAAAGAUUUAUUGUACCUCAGCAUC